UUCCUACGAAGUACGAGAACUUAAAAGGUAUUUAGACUUGAACAAAUCUUGCAGUUAUUUUUAAAACUGAACAUUUAGUGACACAUUGUAAUGCUAUUUAUCAAAAGAUUGAUAAUCUCUCGGAUUUAUUUAGAGGAUGGAGUCUCUGAAAAAUUGAAAUUUUAUCCUGGAAUGUCCCUGAAAAACCCAUGAAUUUGUAGUACAAGCCGUGUUCUCGGGAGCGUUUGACUCGAAGAGACAGUUGAAAUACACGCUAAUUAGUUCAAGCUAGUUGUUUUACAUAAGCUAAUACAUUUAGUAAGGUGAAUUUAUGGUUAAAACUGUAUGCGACUUUUGCUCGUAGGAUGUGUUGGCAAAUGACGAGAACAAGAUAGAUUAUGCUUUCAAGCUGUCGAUGUCAAUCGACAUAGCUGCGGGCAUGAAAUAUCUGCACAACAGCCCUGUCAAACUGCAUGGUAACGUGGCCUCUUCUCGCUGUAUGAUUGACAGUCACUGGGUGGUGAGCAUAACAGACUGGGGACUGCACAAUUUUAAGGCUGGACAGGAAAAGGUUGAGUGUGACGUCAACAAGAUGUACGCAGAUCUACUAUGGACAGCUCCAGAGCAUAUCAACCUGAGUAAGGCGGAGCGGGAAGGAUCGUCACAGAAAGCUGAUGUCUACAGCUAUGGAAUCAUCUUACAGGGAAUUGCCACUCGGUCAAAACCCUUUCUUGACGGUCCUAUGAGACGUCGAGAGAUCAUUCAUCGCGUUGUAGCCCACGAAGAGCCGCCAUUUCGCCCAGAUCUCACGUGCGUGGAGGCAAAGCCUGAAUUUGUCGAUUUGAUGGUGGACUGCUGGAACGAUGAACCCGAGGAACGACCGCACUUCUUUCGCAUUGUUGAUCGACUCAAGAAGAUUAGUGGCAGGGGUUCAAACAUCAUUGAAAACAUGGUAUCCAUGAUGGAGAAGCACGCCAAUCAUUUAGAACAGCUCGUGGAUGAACGAACAACGCAGUUGAACGAAGAGAAAGAUCGAACGGAUAAACUGCUUAAUCGUCUGCUUCCUCCGUUGGUCGCAGAACAGUUAAAGAUCCACAGUUCGGUACAAACUGAGGAAUUUGAAGAAGUCACCAUUUUCUUCAGUGAUAUCGUUGGAUUCACCAAGCUGGCUUCUUCCAGUAAACCACUCGAGGUAUUCACCAGUUUUUCUUAGCCUCUUGCAGGCGUUCAUUUCG
Molecule: messenger RNA, 1214 nt
Organism: Orbicella faveolata
Lineage: Eukaryota; Metazoa; Cnidaria; Anthozoa; Scleractinia; Merulinidae
Product: atrial natriuretic peptide receptor 2-like
Biological process (GO): receptor guanylyl cyclase signaling pathway; protein phosphorylation; cGMP biosynthetic process
Cellular component (GO): plasma membrane
Molecular function (GO): guanylate cyclase activity; protein kinase activity; peptide receptor activity
Source: RefSeq, a predicted model, not a curated record